GCUGGACACAACAACCACGCCGUCUCGGUAAGCUGGGGUGCAUAAGCCGCAAGUCUCCCACCAGAGACGUGAGGCCCAUCGCUGGGAUCGUUAAUAUAGGGGGCUUCGGGCUCUUUUUCUCUCAGUGCGCCUGUUGACAGAUAUUGAGCUCUACUGCGAGUGCUGGCAGAGGCAGCUUUGGUUGCUGCUCGAUCGGUCCUUCCAUCCUCACGCACCGGGUGGAGGCACCUUCCCUUUUCCGUCUGCUGGACUGUUGGGGUGCAAGCUUUGACGACGCAGGAACAGCAGAAUCUGCGUUCUAUUCAUCAUGCCAUCCAACGAGCAAACUCCCCUUCUCUGGGGAUACGCCGACACCGCAGACUCGUUCAGUCCCAGUCUGCACUCCCAGUUCUGUAUGCUUGUCGGCUGUCCUUCAUCCUCCCCAGAUAUAAAACCAAAAAACCCCAAGGUGCGCAUACCCGACUUCACGCCUCCUCCAAAAUCGCUCUAUGGGCGGGCCACCCGCCAACUGCGAGCCCAAAAACUCAAAUACUACAGCACCGCUGCCCUCUCCAACGCCUUGUUGCUAUCCCAGGUCAUUCUUGGUGCCGCCUUGACCGGCCUCGGUGCGAGCGAAAGCAGCCAUAUUCUAAUCACCGUCUUCGGCGCCAUGAACACCAUCAUCGCUGGCAUCGUUGCCUAUCUGAAGUCACAGGGUCAGCCCAUGCGUGCUCGCAUGUAUCGAGACGACUUGGACCGCGUUGUCGAUGAGAUCGAAAACUCCGAGGUCAUGUGGCUCGGCAUUGCCAAAAAUGUCCACGGCUACGACGAGAUUGACACGGACGACCAUCGUGUCACCGUUAGAAGCGAGGUCGCGAGGUUGACCCGUCUCUACGAUCGUGCUGUCAGGAACAAUACUCUCAACAACCCCGAUCUGUACCUGGCUGGUUCUAACGGAUUUGAUGGGUCAGGUGGACAGGCCUUACGAUCUCGUCCUGCUAACUCCCACCCCGUUGUUAUUGGCGGACCUGUUCCCAUUACUCUGCCUGUGGCCAGUGGCCCUUCGCCUGGUGCCGAUGCCCCCCAGGUCCCCGCCGCUGCAGGCGCUGUGCCUGUCCAGCCAGCACAUGACCCUGAUGAGAGCCCCGCCAGUGCACCACCCAAACCCAAGCCAAAGGACAAGGACGAGGAAGACGCCAAACCUGCCACUCCUGUUGAAACACCCCCUACAACUGACAAGGCCGAUCCUCGAGGAGAUGCGUCCAAUCCAACAGCGGAGUCUGAACAAUCGGGCACUGCUUCCGGCAAUGGAGAUAAGAAAGACACUCCGGACCCUCCUCCAAACGCCACUCCUCCGCACGACCCAGACGCCUCACCUGCAAGCGAUCCGAAUGUUCCUUUGAGAAAGACAGAGAGCAGGAAAUGACGUCAAGUGAAUUUCAGCAGACAGCCAAAGACUUUCAUAGAGGGGACGUGUCAAGAGAGUGACAUCUAACAGGAGAUACUGAGGAGGCCAGAAUUGGGAGCAUAAUAUUAAUAUGGAACGAUUAGCGAUUGAGACAGCAUUCGAACAGUGGCUACGCAGAUUUGAUGAGGUGAUGGAUAAGUUGGCCUCAAUUUGCUGUAAGAAGAGGAACCUAGUACAUAGAGCAUUGCACAUUGAGAGAGGGCAUGGAGGGGCCUGUUGAUAUCACGUGAUAUCACAUGCAGUCUCUCGAAGUCACGUGCUGCCCGGAGAAUGGUUUUCUCGCUGGAAAUGAUUACGACGUACUGCCGGAG
This is a messenger RNA of Exophiala mesophila, 1758 nucleotides long. RefSeq lists its product as uncharacterized. Lineage: Eukaryota; Fungi; Ascomycota; Eurotiomycetes; Chaetothyriales; Herpotrichiellaceae. The record is from RefSeq and is a predicted model, not a curated record. The coding region runs from base 308 to 1405 and encodes 365 amino acids. The transcript has a single exon.